AACGAUAACAAACACGCGCCUUUCCAAUUUUUAGACAUCCUCGAUCGCCAUUUCCAACAAGACUACUAGUAAUCUUUUAUUCAACUCUCUCUCUCUCGAUCUCCCUCGCCUCUCUCUCGAUCUCUCUCCGGCUCCGAUCGCCGGAAAAGAUGAGUGGCCACGACUCCAAGUACUUCUCCACUACUAAAAAGGGAGAAAUCCCGGAGCUCAAAGAGGAACUCAAUUCUCAGUACAAGGACAAGAGAAAAGAUGCUGUUAAAAAAGUUAUUGCCGCCAUGACUGUCGGGAAAGAUGUUUCAUCAUUGUUCACUGAUGUUGUAAAUUGCAUGCAGACAGAGAACUUGGAGCUCAAAAAGCUUGUUUAUCUGUAUCUUAUAAAUUAUGCUAAGAGCCAGCCAGAUCUCGCGAUACUUGCUGUAAAUACUUUUGUGAAGGACUCACAAGACCCAAACCCUCUCAUUCGUGCAUUGGCUGUACGAACAAUGGGAUGCAUUCGUGUUGAUAAAAUUACAGAGUAUCUCUGUGAUCCUCUCCAGAGAUGUCUCAAGGAUGAUGAUCCAUAUGUUCGCAAGACAGCUGCAAUAUGUGUUGCUAAAUUGUACGACAUUAACGCUGAGCUAGUUGAGGAUAGAGGGUUUCUAGAUGCUCUAAAAGAUUUGAUAUCUGACAAUAAUCCCAUGGUUGUGGCAAAUGCUGUUGCUGCUCUUGCAGAGAUUCAAGAUAACAGUAGCAAGCCUAUAUUUGAGAUCACCAGUCACACACUUUCAAAACUUCUUACUGCUCUAAAUGAAUGCACCGAGUGGGGUCAAGUUUUCAUAUUGGAUGCACUUUCGAAGUACAAGGCUGCCGAUGCCCUUGAAGCUGAAAAUAUUGUUGAGCGAGUCACUCCACGUUUACAACAUGCAAAUUGUGCUGUUGUCCUCUCAGCUGUCAAGAUGAUUCUUCAACAAAUGGAACUCAUAACCAGUCCUGAUGCAGUUCGUAACCCUUACAAGAAAAUGGCUCCACCUCUUGUGACAUUACUGUCUGCAGAACCUGAGAUUCAAUAUGUUGCCCUGCGAAACAUAAAUCUUAUCGUACAAAGACGACCUUCAAUUCUUGCUCAUGAAAUCAAGGUGUUUUUCUGCAAAUACAAUGAUCCAAUAUAUGUGAAGAUGGAGAAGUUGGAAAUUAUGAUAAAACUUGCUUCAGACAGAAACAUAGACCAGGUUUUAUUGGAGUUCAAAGAAUAUGCUACAGAAGUAGACGUAGAUUUUGUCAGAAGAGCCGUGCGUGCUAUUGGACGUUGUGCUAUCAAGUUAGAGAGAGCUGCUGAGCGAUGUAUAAGUGUUCUGCUUGAGUUGAUCAAAAUUAAAGUAAAUUAUGUGGUUCAAGAGGCCAUUAUAGUCAUUAAAGAUAUUUUUAGGAGAUAUCCUAAUACUUAUGAAUCCAUUAUUGCCACACUAUGUGAGAGUUUAGACACUUUAGAUGAGCCGGAGGCCAAGGCGUCAAUGAUCUGGAUUAUUGGUGAAUAUGCGGAAAGAAUUGACAAUGCUGAUGAGCUCCUCGAAAGCUUUUUAGAGACCUUCCCCGAAGAACCUGCUCAAGUUCAGUUGCAGUUGCUGACGGCCACAGUCAAACUAUUUCUCAAAAAACCUACUGAAGGCCCUCAGCAGAUGAUUCAGGUUGUCUUGAAUAAUGCUACGGUUGAGACUGACAAUCCAGAUUUACGAGAUCGUGCAUACAUAUACUGGCGCCUUCUUUCAACUGAUCCCGAGGCAGCAAAGGACGUUGUUUUAGCGGAAAAGCCUGUGAUAAGUGAUGAUUCAAAUCUCCUUGAUUCAUCUCUUCUUGAUGAGCUUCUUGCCAACAUUGCCACAUUGUCCUCUGUCUACCACAAGCCCCCAGAUACAUUUGUAACACGUGUGAGAACUGUUCAAAGAACCGAUGAAGAUGACUACCCAGAAGCAGGUGAGCCAGGAUACUCGGAAUCACCUUCUCAUGGAAUUGACAAUGGUGCAUCACCACCACCAACUUCAAGCAAUGCUCCACAAGCUGCACCGCGGCAACCAGUCCCGGCAGCACCUUUACCCGAUUUGCUUGAUCUGAUGGGGGAUGGCGAUAGCAGUAGUAAUGCUAUCGUGUCCCUUGACCAGCCUGAAACGCUUGAUGUCCCCACUCUACCUAUUGUGUUGCCUGCCUCAACUGGUCAAGGUUUGCAAAUCAGUGCACAACUGAUACGAAAAGAUGGCCAGAUAUACUACAGCAUAUUAUUUGAGAACAAUUCACAGGUUCCCCUUGAUGGAUUCAUGAUUCAGUUCAAUAAGAAUACAUUUGGUCUUGCUUCCGCUGGACCACUUCAGGUCCCACAAGUGCAACCUGGGUCGUCUGCCAGAACUCUUCUUCCCAUGGUUUUGUUCCAAAAUGUAGCCCCUGGUCCACCAAACACACUUUUACAGGUCGCUGUGAAAAAUUCUCAGCAACCUGUGUGGUACUUCAAUGAUAAAAUCUCAUUGUUGGUUCUUUUUACGGAGGAUGGGAGGAUGGAGCGUACAUCUUUUCUUGAGACAUGGAAGUCACUGCCAGACUCGAACGAGGUCAUAAAGGAUUUUCCAGGAAUCGUGAUCAAUAGUGUGGAAGCUACCCUAGACCGGCUGGCCGCAUCAAAUAUGUUCUUCAUUGCAAAGCGUAAACAUGCUAACCAGGAGGUCCUGUAUCUCUCUGCCAAGACUCCUCAACCAAUCCCUUUCUUGAUUGAACUCACUACAGUAGUCGGAAUUCCUGGCCUCAAGUGUGCAAUUAAGACGCCUAGCCCUGAAAUGGCUCCUCUUUUCUUUGAAGCCCUGGAGAUCCUCCUUAAGAAUAAAAUGUUGGAGCCUGUGAUGUGUUCUUCUCGGGUAUUCUCGCCUUUGAGGGAGGAAAGUGGUGAUGAAGAGCUUUCUGUUCUUCCUAGGCAUACCAAAGUUAUUGUGACAGGAAAUAACAGAACAAAGUCUGUUUUGGUGGGUCUGCAAGGAGUUGUCAAGAAGGCUGUUGGACUCGGUGGUUGGCAUUGGCUGGUUCUGAAGAACGGGGUUGAGGUGAAACUGCAAAGGAAUGCGUUGAGUGUUCUUGAGCACCCCACUGGGAAUGAAGUAGACGAAGAUUUUGACUUUGAUAGUAGCAGCAGCACUGACAUUGGUGAAAGGGAAAAUGAUUACCCCACUGGUAUGGAGUUCAGCAAGGUGACCAAGGCGUCAAUGAUCUGGAUUAUUGGUGAAUAUGCGGAAAGAAUUGACAAUGCUGAUGAGCUCCUCGAAAGCUUUUUAGAGACCUUCCCCGAAGAACCUGCUCAAGUUCAGUUGCAGUUGCUGACGGCCACAGUCAAACUAUUUCUCAAAAAACCUACUGAAGGCCCUCAGCAGAUGAUUCAGGUUGUCUUGAAUAAUGCUACGGUUGAGACUGACAAUCCAGAUUUACGAGAUCGUGCAUACAUAUACUGGCGCCUUCUUUCAACUGAUCCCGAGGCAGCAAAGGACGUUGUUUUAGCGGAAAAGCCUGUGAUAAGUGAUGAUUCAAAUCUCCUUGAUUCAUCUCUUCUUGAUGAGCUUCUUGCCAACAUUGCCACAUUGUCCUCUGUCUACCACAAGCCCCCAGAUACAUUUGUAACACGUGUGAGAACUGUUCAAAGAACCGAUGAAGAUGACUACCCAGAAGCAGGUGAGCCAGGAUACUCGGAAUCACCUUCUCAUGGAAUUGACAAUGGUGCAUCACCACCACCAACUUCAAGCAAUGCUCCACAAGCUGCACCGCGGCAACCAGUCCCGGCAGCACCUUUACCCGAUUUGCUUGAUCUGAUGGGGGAUGGCGAUAGCAGUAGUAAUGCUAUCGUGUCCCUUGACCAGCCUGAAACGCUUGAUGUCCCCACUCUACCUAUUGUGUUGCCUGCCUCAACUGGUCAAGGUUUGCAAAUCAGUGCACAACUGAUACGAAAAGAUGGCCAGAUAUACUACAGCAUAUUAUUUGAGAACAAUUCACAGGUUCCCCUUGAUGGAUUCAUGAUUCAGUUCAAUAAGAAUACAUUUGGUCUUGCUUCCGCUGGACCACUUCAGGUCCCACAAGUGCAACCUGGGUCGUCUGCCAGAACUCUUCUUCCCAUGGUUUUGUUCCAAAAUGUAGCCCCUGGUCCACCAAACACACUUUUACAGGUCGCUGUGAAAAAUUCUCAGCAACCUGUGUGGUACUUCAAUGAUAAAAUCUCAUUGUUGGUUCUUUUUACGGAGGAUGGGAGGAUGGAGCGUACAUCUUUUCUUGAGACAUGGAAGUCACUGCCAGACUCGAACGAGGUCAUAAAGGAUUUUCCAGGAAUCGUGAUCAAUAGUGUGGAAGCUACCCUAGACCGGCUGGCCGCAUCAAAUAUGUUCUUCAUUGCAAAGCGUAAACAUGCUAACCAGGAGGUCCUGUAUCUCUCUGCCAAGACUCCUCAACCAAUCCCUUUCUUGAUUGAACUCACUACAGUAGUCGGAAUUCCUGGCCUCAAGUGUGCAAUUAAGACGCCUAGCCCUGAAAUGGCUCCUCUUUUCUUUGAAGCCCUGGAGAUCCUCCUUAAGAAUUAAUAUACAUACUGUAUGUCGUCUUACAUAUUCUUAUUGUUUUGCCUUCUGUUUUGUAGUUUUCCUUUUCACCGUCAUGUGGACUAGUAGUUCUUAAUAUGUCCCUCUUUUUCUCUUGAAGCUUGUUUGCUUAAUACGAUAUUGGUGGUUGAACUUCCAAUUUUGUAGGUGAACACAUGUAUUACAAUAAUUUUUUUUGUUACAUUUAUAAUGAUUUAUUGUGAAUUCA
This is a messenger RNA of Daucus carota subsp. sativus, 4800 nucleotides long. Its product is annotated as beta-adaptin-like protein B. The transcript is spliced from 24 exons. Gene Ontology annotation, biological process: vesicle-mediated transport; intracellular protein transport. Gene Ontology annotation, cellular component: membrane coat; clathrin adaptor complex. The record is from RefSeq and is a predicted model, not a curated record. The coding region runs from base 150 to 4574 and encodes 1474 amino acids. Lineage: Eukaryota; Viridiplantae; Streptophyta; Magnoliopsida; Apiales; Apiaceae.